AGGAUCACUGGCACGGUCACACAAACCCUAACUUUUGCAAAUUUUACGCGGUUUAAGUUGCGUCUUUGAUUUUUAAUGGUUUUUGUUAAUUAUUGUGAUGUCUGUGACAAAUGACAAAACCUCAACAGGGAAGCGAGAUAGCAGCUAUCCCGUUUCCUUUAAGGAAUUUCAAAGGUUGAUUGUAAACCUGCCAGAAAUAGCACUCCAGUUGAAGGCUGCCGAUAAUGGCAGUAAAACGCUAGACCACUGGACUCGAUGGUACUACGAAGAAUUCUACCGGAAUCCCAGUAUUCGGGAGCAGUACCCGUUUAAGGUCGUACCAUGUCCCGGGCGGACCCGCACGAAAUUGCUCAAGGUGCCCGAGCCUGCAAAUACGUCUGAAAACAUCAUCGACGCAUCACAUUCCCGCCAAGAAGCAUCACCGCUUCCGGAACCAGAAUCCGAGGCGAUGGUUGCAGAAUGCCAGUUGCAACCCACACCCAACGAUAUAGUCAAAUCAGAGAGCGAUUCAUCACCAGACAGCCACGGUGUUACGGUUAGAGUGGACAAAGCUGGCACCUUCGUCUUUCCGGUAUCCUAAAUAUUCGAAAAGAACCUCAACAAGAUGGAGGUAUUUAAAAGGAUCGCCAGGAGCCAGGAUUAUCUAAAGCUUGCGGCCGAUGACGAGUAUCGAAUGCAGCUUCUUAGAAAGUUCUAUAACCGCUUCUAUAUGCAUCCGGAAAAGCGAUUUAAGAACUUAUUCAAGGAAGUGCCAGAUAUCCUUUUGGCUAGGUUGCUCAAAUCUGGAAGACCGCAUGACGCAAUGGCCGUCAAGAGUAUGGCAGAGUAUGCUGCCAAAAAGGCGCUUGAAAACAAAUCCAUCGUCACAUUUGUGUUGUUCAAGGAGAAUUUGUCGAACUUAUCGGACAUUGUGGAGCAGAUGAAGCAACAGGACAAUUAUUAUGAGAGCAAGGACUUCCACGAGUGUGCCUUUGACUUCUAUCUGGCAUUUUACAUAACUCCAGAGAUCCGGGAGAAGUAUGAGUAUGACCUGUUGCCAGGAACGUCGACCAUGCAGGCUCGCAUGCUAGCCAUUCUCAGCAAGAGUGCCGAGGAACUGAGACAAAGCCUGCCGCAACUAGCCAAUCCUUCGCCAGCUCUUCAACUGCCCCUACACAAGAGUCCCGAGAAGUGUACUGAAAAAGCUAAAGCUGUAGAAGAAAAUGUAACAAGAUCUCAAGAGGCCAAAGAGUCCACAGAAGUCUCUGAAAUAAUAAGCAUGGAUGUUGCCGUCGAACUGCCGCAGUUAGCUAUUCCUUCUGUAGGACUCGAACUGCCCAGGUCCAAGACUCCAGAGAGGUCCCCUGCAAAAGCUAAUAGUGUGAAUCAAGUUGUAGACACUAUUAGCAAGGAGGAGGUCGUCGAACUGCCGCAAUUAGCUAUUCCUCCGGCAGGACUCGAACAGCCCAGGACCAAGAGUCCCGAGAGGUUCCCAGCAAAAGCCAAAAAUGGGAAUCAAAUUGUUGAGAUCAUUAGCAUGGUAAAACUGCCGCAGUUAGCUAUACCUUCGGCUGGACUCGAACAACACAGGUCGAAGACACCUGAGAGGUCCCCUGCAAAAGCUAAUAGUGUGAAUCAAAUUGUUGAGAGCCUUCCCUUUAAGACUGAUGUUGAAGUGAGCAUUGGAAAGUGGGGUCGCUUUAGCUUUCCUGUUUCUUAUGAUACAUUUCGAAACUAUAUUAAUUACGACGAGAUUAUUCCUAUUAUUCUAAAGAAACAUUACGCUCGAAAUGAGGGUGUACUAAAAGAAUUAAUUGCUGAUACGUCGAAUCCACAGUGCAGAAAACUUUUUCGCCAGUCGUACAAUAGAUUCUAUGUACACAACGAGAAAUUUCGCAAAAAAAUUCCAUAUAAAUUUAACUGCACGGAUUCCAACAUGCUGAACAAAUUGCUAGAAAGCGCAAAACCAUUAGAUGAGGCAGCCACAAAAACUAUGUGUCUCUUUGCCUCAGAAGAUAAGAAGGAUAUUCCGAAGGCAAUCGAAAUCCAAGUGACUCGUCCUCCGAGAAACCAGUGAGCAGCGUUCACCGAGUGCUGUGAAGGUUUGUCAAAUGAAUCAGAUUUCCAGGAUGUUUGUACCACAAAGAAACCCUGCGAGGAAAGACGCGCCAGUUCCAACAAUGUGAUAGAGAAAACCAAAGAUGUUACCGAGAAAAGCGGCCAAAUACCUCCUCCAGUAUCUUUCAAAACGUUCAAACACCAUGUAAGCAAUCUGAAUGAAAUUGCUACUGAAAUGCUGUUGUGUCCCGAGUACAAAGAUAAAUCCAAGGAGGAUGUUAUUCAGGAAUAUUAUCAAGGCUUCUAUUCUGAACAGGAAAUGAGGGACAAAUUCGUUUGCCGUUUCAAGCCAUGUCCCAGCAAAAUGCUAGAAAAGUUGCUAAUACUUCCGACAAGAACUAGAGAGGUAUUUCCAAAGGAACCUGAUGCCAGGAUGUUUCUACCGCAGAGAAACCCAGCGAGGAAAGUGAAGAUAAGCCAAACAGCCAUGCGGUUUUUGCGGUACCCAGAAAUGUUAUACCAAAAAGAAAAGAAAGUACAGGCGAAUGGAAUGGAGAUCCAGGUCGAAACGUCCAAUAAUCAAGGAACAAGUCCAAGCAGUCCAAAAAGCGUAUCAGAAAAUAUUUCCAGAGAUGAAGGGGUAUCGACGAGAACAGAUGAAAAUCCUGCAGUUGCACCGAAUUCACCCCGAAGUACAGAUAAUGAAAUACUUUUCCGCCAAGCUAAAGAUAUAUUUUUCGCCGAAAAUGACAGGGAUCACAAUAUGAGGUACAUGAUCUGCACAAGCCAAGGCCUCAUGAGAACCAUUUGGCGUAUACUCUACCAACACCUUCAGGAAUUCUCUCAAUACAGUAUCCACGACGCGGAGGCCUUGUACAAAGCCGACGAAGACUUACAGUGUUGCUUUCACCAUGUCGUGGGUCUUGGCAACUGGCCAAUUAAUCUAUAUGUCCGUUUGGGAUUUUUAAAACACCUUCUCCAUAGUAAAGGAGUGCAGCUGGAUAAGCUGGAACUGUCACGUAUAUCGCCAAAAAUACUGAGCCCUUGGGAGUUAGGUUCCUACUCGGAUUUCGACAAGAUCGUCGAAGAGGAGUACACCUAUCACACCGGCGAUAUAAUUGAUGAUGUAGUCCAGUUGUGCCAAGAGGAGAAACUAUAUGCGGCUUGUUGGACACGUAACAUGUGGAUUUCACGGGUACCUCAGAUCGACGAAGAGGUACUGAAUGCCGAAAUUGGAGAAGUUGAGCCGUCUCUCGAUGGGAUUUCAUUAAGGCCAAUUUGUGGUGUGAAAUGCGCAGAUGAAAAUAGUCCCCGAAUUGUUUCAAUUUCCUCAAGUUCUGAUACAGUGUGUGGUAAGUAAUCGACGAGAAACCUUCCAGAUGAAACCACUUGUCCGCCCACUCAGCUCAACAGUUCAAACUUUGUGGACAUAGAGUGUGUGGACCCAGCUUCCCAAGUGCCACAACUGGCAGACGAUCCACUAACACCAGAGGAAACAAUUCCAGAAACUCCUCCUACUGAUCAUUUGCCAACGUCGACGGUGUUGGUGACGGUCAAGAAGGAGCCUAUAAGUUUGCCCAACAACCAACGUGCCACCAUUUCCAGCUCCGAAGAUUGCAAAUGGGAAGAAAUCACGCAGGAGCAAAUAAUAGACUUGGAUGCCAGCCAAAAUGAAGGAUCGAGUUUGUCCUGUUUGCCAUCCCAAAACCAAAAGAUGGCAGCAGGCGAGAAGCUAAAUUUGAUCCUGUGUGAGAAUGGCAACGAAACUGACGAGAACUUUAAUAUGUUGGAAGCCCCAACCUCAUUGCCGGCCAAUGUGGCUCCAACGCUCGAUCAAUCCAAGCCCGCGCAGAUUCAGAUUCCUGUGGUUCUGGGAAAGAGACGAUCACCAUCCGUAGAAUUGCCUAGUAAACGAAUUAAGUUGGUUAAUGAAAAGGUGCCACAGCUGCGACAUGAGUUCCAGCCGCUGCCGAUUGGUAUAAUGGUGCGUGUUGAGUCUGAAGGGAAUUAUCGAACAGAUUGUCAAGCAACGGCGACGCAUCAGCCAGCAGAGAAGAACAUGUUGGAGAAACCUCCUAGUCUUCAAAAUGCACCAUCGCCGCAACCGGCAGAGGCCACCAUCACUCCCUCGCAGGAGUUCGCCGCUGGAAACACACUUCUGGAAUGCACCCAGUUGCAGCACCUGCUAGAUUCCACGAACGUCAACACUCGCCAGGUAAAUGAAGAACCUACUGAUACUGUUUUGGCCGAGCCUCGUGCUCCAGAGCCCCUUGGCGCUUCUCCUCUUCAGCGCACCGUUGUAUUCCGCGACCUGGAUCGCUUCUGUUUUCUUAACCGACUAACUGUUCAGCAAAUCAUGAAGUAUCGCAUUGAAGGACUCCUACCGGGUGUGACUUAUCAGGACGCAUUGGUCAAGAUUGACGAAAGGUUGUGCAACGUGCGUGGUCCUCUGCUGAGCUGCCUAUUCCCCCAUCUCUCACCCGAGCUGCGAUCUGAUUUGGAGUAUGUGCUCCGAGACUUGGGAGAAUUUUGGUACAAGUGGAACUGGCCAAGGCAUAAAGAUAGCACCGUUGAUAUCCGGACACGACUUCUCACCGUGUUCAUUAAUCUGAGCCCAAAUUUUGGUCCAUUUCGCAUCCAGUUCGAUAAUGACCAGGAAUGGGGUACCUGCAGCGAAGUUGCCAAUGAGGAGCCGGAUAUCGCGGAGCAAGAGCCCAGCUGCAACGUAGCCGAGUUCAUAAACCCGCGCAUCUUGAGUCGGAUCAGGGAAUUGAAGCAGCUGAUGGAAUGAAGCUAUUCCAAAAAAUGUUU
Messenger RNA from Drosophila suzukii, 4848 nucleotides. The record is from RefSeq and is a predicted model, not a curated record. Lineage: Eukaryota; Metazoa; Arthropoda; Insecta; Diptera; Drosophilidae.